UUUGCUAUGUAGGUAAAGUUGAUUCUUUUUGAUGAGGACUCGCCACUGAUACACUUGCUUCGGUUUUUGAAACGGUUGGAAUACGCUCAUUGGUACGCUCGAAGAUAUUCGACGAACCGGGCAGACUUCAAGAGUUAAACUCUGGUGUCUGAUCGCUCAAAUUUAUCCGGGACACUUUUUUUUAAUGAAGUUUUGAAAGUCCGGGAGCAGGUUUCACCAUGACAGAGCGGACUCCUCUCCUCCACUACCGCCUCUCUACCAGCGUCAAUGAAUCCGAGCUGCGGUCGCAGGCGGGCAGGCAGGCCCCGGUUCAUAACCCGGGCAGCCAAGGGCGGAGGGCUGCCCAGCAGAAGCAACAGAAGAAACUCUCCACCUUCUUCGGUGUAGUCAUCCCUACCUUGCUAUCGAUGUUCAGCGUGGUAGUCUUUCUCAGAAUAGGACUUGCAGUGGGACAGGCUGGGCUCUACCAGGCUAUUGCCAUGUAUGUUGUGGCCUACAUCAUCAUCUGUAUGACCGUGCUGUCUGUCUGCGCCAUCUCCACCAAUGGAGCCCUUGAUGCCGGGGGAGCUUAUUACAUGAUCAGCCGAGCACUGGGACCAGAAUUUGGUGGCAGCAUCGGCAUCAUGUUCUUCCUGGCUAAUGUGUGCGGCAGUGCUCUGAUGGUGCUCGGUCUGGUUGAAGCCAUCUUGUCCACAUUUGGAGUCCCUGAAGCUGGGAAUGUAGCCACUUCUCACUACCAGGUUCUUCCAUCUGGCUACUGGUGGUCUCUGCUUUAUGGCACUGGGAUUGCCCUACUGUGCCUGCUGGUGUGCCUGGUGGGAGCCCACAUUUAUGCCAAAACCACCUUCCUCAUCUUUGUGAUUGUUAUUGUUGUCCUGAUCACUGUCUUCAUCAGCUUCUUCGCCGUGCACCCUCAAUCUAUCACGCUUCCUGACCUGAAGCCCAAUGCGACGGGCCCCACCACAGCCAAUUUUACAGGCUUCAAGUUGGAGACACUGCUUGGGAACGUAUGGGCUGAUUACACUGUAGAUUACACAACGCAAACCACGAUGACCUUCGCCACCGUGUUCGCCGUCAUGUUCAACGGCUGCACGGGGAUCAUGGCCGGCUCCAACAUGUCAGGUGACCUGAAGAAUCCCAGCUACUCCAUUCCCCGGGGCACCAUCACAGCCGUAAUCUUCACCUUCAUCGUCUACAUCAUGCUCAGCGUGCUGGUCGCCUGCACCUGCGAUCGCCUUCUCCUUCAGAGGGAUUACAGUUUCCUGAGAGACAUCAAUGUUUGGCACCCCUUCGUCCUCAUCGGAGUUUAUUCCUCCACGCUGUCUGCUGCCAUGAGCAACCUCAUCGGGGCCUCACGCGUCCUCUAUGCCAUGGCAAAGGAUGACCUGUUUGGUAAGGCGCUGUGGCUGGCUAAGAAGACAUCUCACAGUGGCAACCCCUGGGUCUCAGUGCUGAUCUCCUGGUUCCUAGUGCAGCUGGUCCUGUUUUCAGGGAAGCUCAACACCAUCGCCAGCAUUGUGACCAUUUUCUUCCUGCUGGUGUACGCUGCUGUGGACUUGGCUUGCCUUGCCCUAGAAUGGGCCUCGGCACCUAAUUUCAGGCCCACCUUUCGUUAUUUCACCUGGCACACAUGCAUAUUGGGCAUCAUCGGUUGCGCCAUCAUGAUGUUCCUCAUCAACGCCAUCUACGCCUCGGCCAGCAUCGCGUUCAUGCUCCUGCUGCUUCUGCUGAUUCACUACCUCAGUCCCACCUCCAGCUGGGGCUACAUCAGCCAGGCUCUCAUUUUCCACCAGGUGCGUAAGUAUUUGCUAAUGCUGGACGUGAGGAAGGACCACGUCAAGUUCUGGAGACCUCAGAUCCUGCUCAUGGUUUCCAACCCUCGCAGUAGCGUGGGCCUCAUCACCUUCAUCAACGACAUCAAGAAGAGCGGCCUGUACGUGCUGGGACAUGUCCAGCUCGGAGACCUCAACACGUUGCCGUCUGACCCUCUGCAGGCCCAAUAUGAGUCCUGGUUGUCCCUGGUGGACCAUCUAAAUAUCAAAGCCUUUGUCAACCUGACCUUAGCUGAUUCUGUACGUCAUGGUGUCCAACAUCUCCUCUUCAUUUCAGGACUUGGUGGGAUGCGUCCUAACACCCUUGUCCUGGGUUUCUAUGAUGACUGUCUUCCAAAAGACAAACUGAUUGACCCGUCAAUGUCGAGCACUCAGUCCACGGAUCCCUCAGGUCCUUCUCAGGAGCCUGAGCAACCUCCUCUCUUCCACUUUGUAUCCCUGCGGGGCUCUAGUAACAGACUGGACUAUGGUGAAUUUGGAGACGGAAAGGUUCUAGGGCCCCAGGAGUAUGUAGCUAUCAUUGCUGAUGCCAUGAAGAUGCUCAAGAACGUGGUACUAGCUCGAUACUUCAACAACUUUGACAGAGCCCAGGUUCUCUCACCUCCAUCCUGCGCUCCCGGGAAGAGAGCUGUGUAUGUGGAUGUCUGGCCAGUCAACCUCCUACGCCCAGACAGCUGUAGCUAUGUGGAUACCUGCUCUCUAUUCCUGCUGCAGCUGGCAUGUAUCCUUAACAUGGUGCGGGACUGGCGCAAAGCUACACUGCGUCUCUUCCUGUGUGUUGAGGAGGGCCGAAGUGUGAGGGGCCCGGAGGAGAAGCUCAGCCAGCUGCUUAAGGAGUUGAGAAUUAAGGCUCAGAUCCACCCCGUGCCUUGGGAUCAGCAGGUGGCACUACACUGGCAGCGUCAAGGCAACUGGGGGAAGAAACAGCUGGAUGCUACUACGGAAGAGAAGAAGCUGCAACCUGAGGAGGAGGAGGAUGAGGAGAACGAAGAAGAUUACGUCAACAGCUUCCCAAGCAACGCCACACGUGUGUCAGAUGACUACCUUUCAGCUGUCAACAAGCUGAUCCUGGAUCAGGCCCGGCCCCAACCCGCUGUGCGUUUCUUGUACUUGCCACGCCCCCCAGCUGACACCCGCCGCUAUACUGCUUACCUGCGCCAGCUGGAGCUGCUGACUCAGGACCUUGGCCCUACGCUGCUCAUCCACGGCGUAACACCAGUCAUCACCACCGACCUUUGAAACGGCACACUCGAUGAAGUGUGCUUCACACGCAGAGUUUUCGUGAAUUCACUGAAGGUGUGUGGACCUUGGAGCUGCCUUUGUCUGACCUGUCCACCCAACAGUAGUUCAACAAAACACCUCGUCACUCACAGAGACUGUCUGCACUCCCUUGCACAUUUUACACUGAUGCAGAACAAAGUCUUCAGUUUCAACUUGACUGUCUACAUAUUUACCAUUUCUUUAUUUUAUAUGUGCACUCCAGUAACCAUUCUAGUAUUCCAAUCAAGCCCCUGAAGGCACCAUCAUAUUCCAUUUAUGGACCUCAUCUCAAUAUAAGAUGAGUACAAUCAGAUGAUGAUUGGAUUUACCAAAAUAAUGUUUUCAGGGGAAAAGCAGGAGGUGAAUGUUGAAAAAGUAGAGCCAGUCAAUCAAAACCACAGUCAAAUGGCACAAUUGUUCUCACUUUUCACCAGUGUUACAUUAAUGAGCUAAAUCGCUCGCAGCAGGCUCAGCUAGUUUUAAAUUUCCCCUCUCCUAGAGCUUCCUUCCCUGUUUUCUUACAAUAAUCAUUCUAUUUUAGUUUUUUAUUUUUCCAGAUCAAAAAGUGCCUUGCUAGUUAGGGAGCUGGAGUUGGACUGUUAGACCUUGACUCAUGAAAUCUGCUUUUUUUGCCUUUACAAAUGAAACACCCGAACAAUAACAAUGGUGCUUGAUGCCUUUAAGGUUUUAUUCCAAAAAUCUUGCGUGUGGUAUCUGAGGAACACACUCCACCUUUUAUCCAAAUACACUUUUGUCUCUCCACUGCCAAAUAGCAGCCUUCCAACAUUAAUUUAACAUGUUUACAAUGCAAAUCGUUACUGUGAUUAUCUAUGUUUUAUUGAUAUGUCAUUUUUGGUACGGCCUUGUUGGCCAGGCUUAAUUUAAGUAACUUCUUUGCCUUUUACCUAAACCAUUUCUUUAGCGAGUCUAUGUAGCUUUUGCUAAACUGUAUGGACAAAUUUAUGGGAUAUUUGUAACUGCUAGAGUACCAAUAUACAUAGUGUGUCAUCACUGUGUGACCCAGCAUUCUGUGACAAAUUGGAUUUCCGUUCUUUGGAAAAUCCCUCUCUUUUCUUUGUAAAAAUCUGAAGGCUGGGGGUCCAUAAAUAUUUCAUGUAAAAUAAAUUAAUUCACUUCAACUUAAACUUGAAACUCUUUUUCACCCUGACUCCAACAUGCCUGUGUGGUACUUGAAGAGAGGUCGGUGCUUGGUUUUGGACAUGGCUUGAAAUGUUUGGUUUUUUUGUUUGUUUGGGGGUUUUUUGCAGUUUUUGGAAUGACACAUAUUUUUAUUUCUAGACCCACUGGGUCCACUCUGUUACUGCAGCUGGGUUCCCUUUUGGACACUACAGCCCCCAACAAGCAACUGAUUAUAGAGUUCUUCUUUGUCCUGCAAAAAAAGAAACCUCACAUGCUUUAUUGAAGGAAUGAAAUGUUUAGGGUUCGAUAUAUACUUUUAAAUUGAAAUGGCAGAUAAAUAGUAAAAUGUUUGUAUUAUAUGUCCUUUUUGUUUUGUUAUACCUGCUCAGAUUGUUUGCAAAAGCCAGAUCAAACUUAACUACUUCUCCAAAUGUCUGCACUUUGUUUCCUUCAGCCUUAGACCAGUUUAUGCGUCUUUGAGAAGAGAUCUGAGGGGUUUUUGUGAGCGCUUGUUUGUGUGAGGUAAACUUUGGAAAUAGGGCCUGAGAUAGCUCGGCAGCUCAGACAGAGAGAUUCUAGAGGGUGCCAGCCAGCCAAAUUACUUUGUCCUACAGUCACCCUCGCUGCCAACCAGGCAGAAAUGGAUUCCAUCUCCAUUCUGAGGUGAACAACAGAUUGGAGAAAUAAGCCCAAAUAACCAUCGAUAUCUGUUCAGGAGGAGGGAGGCUGACAUUUAUCACUGAGGGAAAGACGUGGGCUCUGAGAGGAUUGAGUCUGUGUGUGUGCAGAGAAAAAAAGAUCGUAACUUAGUUUUCUGACGUGCUUGUUUAUUGGUUGCACCAUUAAUGGCAAGUAAUUAGUCUUAAGAAAAAUGCAAUUUGUAAGUAGAUCGAAACAAAUACCAAUCAGUAUGAAUCAAAAAAACUGAUAUAAUCCAACAUGAAUCAAAAAUACAAAGGCGUAUGCUCUUACAAUUUACAGUUGAAAAGCAGUUUGAUUAGAUUUUGUUUCCCUUUCUUUUUGUCGUAAAUAUACUAUUAGUUUUACAAUGAAAUCAUCCCAUGUACAAAUAAUCCCUGAGAGCCAAAAGCUCAGACAGUUUCUGACUGUUGGUAAGAGAGGAUAUUCCUAAUAUGGUUAUCUCAAGCACACUCCUCUAGCCUUAAGCACAGACGCUCCACCCAGCUGUACAAACCUGUUCAUGAGAAAGACCCAGUUAGAAGAACGCUGGCUUGAAUCAGACAUCAGGACGAUUUUUGGGGUGGCUGUAGGUCAAGAGGUUGAGCAGGUCAUCUGCUAAUCAGAAGGUUUGUGGUUUCCUUCCUGGCUGCUCCAAUCUGCGUGCCAGCCAACAUAUUUGUGCAAGACAAAUGUGAACCUCAACUUUGAUGCAUUCAUCAGAGUGUGAAUGUUAGAUACAGAGCACUUGGGCUUAGAAAGUGCUUGUGUGAAUAGGUGAUUGAGGCAUUUUGUAUAAGUGCUCCGAGUGCUCAAAUAGAGCAGAAAAGCACUAUAUAAGAGCCAGUCUAUUUGCUGUUUAUCUCCUGUUUGAUACACUGUGUUUGACAAG
Messenger RNA from Pelmatolapia mariae (spotted tilapia), 5802 nucleotides. RefSeq lists its product as uncharacterized. The transcript is spliced from 13 exons. The record is from RefSeq and is a predicted model, not a curated record. Gene Ontology annotation, cellular component: membrane. Lineage: Eukaryota; Metazoa; Chordata; Actinopteri; Cichliformes; Cichlidae. Gene Ontology annotation, molecular function: potassium:chloride symporter activity. Gene Ontology annotation, biological process: chloride transmembrane transport; chloride ion homeostasis; potassium ion homeostasis. Bases 219 to 3071 code for a protein of 950 amino acids.